Molecule: messenger RNA, 867 nt
Organism: Ochotona princeps (American pika)
Lineage: Eukaryota; Metazoa; Chordata; Mammalia; Lagomorpha; Ochotonidae
Gene: CYS1
Product: cystin 1
Exons: 3
Coding region: 36-554 (172 amino acids)
Source: RefSeq, a predicted model, not a curated record
UGUGCGGCCUCCCGGGCGCCGGCGGCGGGCGCGCCAUGGGCAGCGGCAGCAGCCGGAGCGGCCGGGGCCUGAGGCGGCGGCGCAGCCAGGACAGCGGCAGGCCGGCCGUGGGGGCGGCAGCGGAAGGCGGGGCCGGGCCGCAGGUCCCCGGCGCCCGGGCCGAGGCGGACGCGGUGGCCGCGCGGGACGCGGCGUGCCCCGACCCCGCUCCCGGCCCGGCGGCGCCCCCCGACGGCAGAGACGAGACCCUGCGCCUGCUGGACCAGCUGCUGGCCGAGUCGGAGGCUUGGGGUCCCGCAGAGCCCCGUCCUGGACCCGGACCCCCAUCCCGACCCGCCGCAGGUGCCGGGAGCGCGGCACCCCCGGAAGGCAGCGCCGACAACCGGGGACAGAGCAGCAGUGCCCCUGAAGCCCGAGGGAGCAGCCGCACGAGGCCUGAGGAGCAGUCUGCCAUCUCCUAUGACCCAUCAGAAGAGGAGCUGAUGGCCAGCAUCGAGCGGGAGUUCUGCCCUGGGGCCCGUCCUGACCAGGCUGCUGGAUACCCAGCUGUAUAGUCCUGGCUCCGCCUCCCCACCCAGGGUCCUCGCUGGAGCUGGCCCACCUCCAAAAUGUGGCCACUUCUGGAUCUUUGAAAACCGGCCUUUUCAAGUUCAUAUUGAGAAAGUGCUGAUGUGGCCUGCCAUAGGCUUACUGGUGCUGGCUUGGGAGCUGGGAGAGUGGUCAGCUGUGCAGACCAGGCCCGAGGCCACACAGGUGUGUGGGCAGUGACCCACUCCACAUGCCUCCUCUUGGUCUUGGGGAGCCUGGCUGAGGACUUUUCCUCGUGUCUGAAAUGCAUCCCCUUGGUGGCCACCCACUCCACGCAGU